AAGAGUAUGUGGGUUUCGCCUCGUUACCCAAACAGCUGAACAGGAAAUUUGUGAAGAAAGGAUUUGACUUCACACUCAUGGUGGCUGGUGAAUCAGGUCUUGGUAAAUCCACACUGGUUAACAGUUUGUUCCUCACUGAUCUUCACAAAGACAGAAAACUUCUCAACGCUGAAGAACGCAUCCAUCAGACGGUGAACAUCGUCAAGCACACGGUGGACAUCGAGGAGGAAGGCGUGAAGCUGAGGCUCACCAUCGUGGACACGCCAGGCUUUGGCGACGCCGUCAACAACACGGACUGCUGGAAGCCGGUGUGCGAGUAUGUGGACAACCAGUUUGAGCAGUAUUUCCGUGACGAGAGCGGCGUGAACAGGAAGAAGAUUGAAGACAACCGCGUGAACUGCUGCCUCUACUUCCUGCCUCCUUUCGGACACGGCCUGCGCCCGGUGGACGUGGCGUUCAUGAGGGCGCUGCAGGAGAAGGUCAGCGUGGUCCCCCUGAUCGCCAAGGCCGACGUCCUCACGCCGAGCGAGACCAAAGCGCUCAAGGGCAAGCUGAGGGAGGAGAUGGACGCACACCACGUCAGAGUCUACCAGUUCCUCCACGGCGACUCGGACGACGGCGACGACUCCAGGCAGAAAGACCUGAAGGACAGCAUGCCCUUCGCCGUGAUCGGCAGCAACACCAUGGUGGAGGUCAAGGGUCAGCGGCUACGAGGAAGGACGUACCCCUGGGGCUUCGUGGAGGUGGAGAACCCGCGUCACUGCGACUUCGUCCAGCUGAGGAGCAUGCUGAUCCAGACCCACAUGCACGACCUGAAGGACCUGACCUCGGACCUCCACUACGAGACCUUCAGAGAACGCCGCAUCAGCAACAUGAGCAGCAAGAUGGCGGCGGAGCGGCGGGCGGAGAGCCCCCUCCCGUCGUCGGACCCGGAGACGGACAAAGCCAUCCAGGAGAAGGACGAGCAGCUGAGGAGGAUGCAGCAGAUGCUUCAGAAGAUGCAGCAGCAGAUGCACGAGCAGGACCUCUGACCUCUGACCUUCAGCAACACCACCCAGUAAAACCACAGACAUGGUAUAAGUAGUCGCAGCAUUGGCUGCUGUGAAGCGAGAAAUUGGGCGGCCAUCUUGAAGUGGUGAUGAGGAGCCUAAACUGACAGUUGACAGGUAGAAAAUAACGAUGGUGUUCAGACUUUUCCUGCUCAAAAGAGCAGGACAAUAGGAAUCGGGGGAUUACUUUUCACAAGUAAUGUACUAUUGGUUGUAUUUUGUGAAAAGAAUAUUAGCACAAAGUUGAGGAACAAAGAUUUUCAAUAGUACUUAAAUGCUAGCCGCCAGCAAACAAGAGUAUGACCAUAAUAGAAAUGCUCGUCGAUGAAAUUAAUUACAUUUAAAAAUGUCAUACUUGAAUAACAUAAAGUUGAAAUAAAUGACAGAGAUAAAGAUUAUAAAAGCCAACAGGGGUAAAAGUUAGGACCACAGUCUGCAAACUUAUGGUGUCAUCAUGCCUUCAGUGCAUAUUGUAGAUAGUUCUCUGCAAAACUAUGAAAUGUCCUAUUUUGUCUUCAUUAUGUUGUCAGAAUGCUUCAUUUGUAUGUGAAAAUCACAAAGAAAUAUUCUGGGGGAGGAUGACCAACUUUACCAACUUCCAGCCCCACCUAAAACAAAAUUCACCAGCCGCCAAUGAUUAUGAUGCAUUCUCAUUUCAGGCAAAGUAUAAGACAAUACUUUCUUAACAGUAUAUAAGUCUUCAAGUAACAAUAUUCAAAUACUAACAUUGUUGGGUAAGACAGAAUUUGCUUUUAUUCUGAAUCCAGUGAAACAGAUAUGUGGUUUUAGCUGCUAUAAAAAACUUUCAGUUUAUGUUUAAGUAUUUGGCAGACGCUUUUAUCCAAAGCGGCAUACAUAAAAAAUACAUAUAAAACAAUCACUGUAAUCAUGAUUAUUUAAGGGAAGAAUGUAAUAGAACAUAUCAAUACAAAGUGUCAAGACAGAAUAAAAAGAGAUACAGUCUAUAGGUCCCUGAGAUAUAUAGAUAUCUAAUGUAUUCAUACUGUUAUGGUCCGAUGUCCGGAUCAUACCAUAUUAUAGCUUUGUUCAUUUACUGUGAGACUUGCUGGGCAUAGCGAUGCCGGAUUUGUUCUUCCGUGGAUGCGUCGGGCAAGAACACAGCGAAUGGUAAGAAAAUAAAGAUUUAUUUAAAACUAAAAAACAGGCUAGGAACAGAAACACUGGUGCUAAGCAGAAAAGGCAAACAAAAGGAGCUAGCAUGGGAGCUAGGGAAACAAACAGACACCCUACACUUGGCACAAGGGCACAAAAAGGGAAAACAAAACAAUUAGCAUGAGAGCUAGGAAAAAACAAAGGCGUAGCGGGAAAGCUAGGGAGUAUCAACAUGAAAAGCAGUCGUCACUUGUUGCAUGAAGGCACAUUUUGGAUCCGAGCCCGAAUGAACAAAAGGGGCAGGCUUAAAUAAGGCAGUAAUCACCAGUAACAGGUGUGCGUAAACCGAGAGUAGAAGGGGGAAACAAUAUGCAACUAUGUUGACAGAGCAAAACCGGAAAUAAGGAAGUCAAACAACAGAAUGUGAUAUAAAAAUGAACAAAGCUAUAAUAUGGUAUGAUCUGGGCAUCGGAUCAUAACACAUACAUUGUUUAUGUAGGAUAUAUGCAUGUAUAUAUAACCUGAUAAUAUUGGUUCUUCAAUUUAGAAAUAACUGACCGUUUUUUCCCCCCUUCUCUGGGAUUAUAUUCCCAGUUUUGCUCUCGGACGUCUGGUCACUUAUAGCAUAUAAUCAAUCAAUCAAUGUUUAUUUAUAUAGCACCAAAUCACAAAUGUCUCAAAGGACUGCACAAAUCAUUACGACUACGACAUCCUCGGAAGAACCCACAAAAGGGCAAGGAAAACUCACACCCAGUGGGCAGGGAGAAUUCACAUCCAGUGGGACGCCAGUGACAAUGCUGACUAUGAGAAACCUUGGAGAGGACUUCAGAUGUGGGCAACCCCCCCCCCUCUAGGGGACCGAAAGCAAUGGAUGUCGAGCGGGUCUAACAUGAUACUGUGAAAGUUCAAUCCAUAGUGGCUCCAACACAGCCGCGAGAGUUCAGUUCAAAGCGGAUCCAAGACAGCAGCGAGAGUCCCGUCCACAGGAAACCGUCCCAAGCGGAGGCGGAUCAGCAGCGUAGAGAUGUCCCCAACCGAUACACAGGCGAGCGGUCCAUCCUGGGUCUCGACUCAGGACAGCCAGUACUUCAUCCAUGGUCAUCGGACCGGACCUCCUCCACAAGGGAGGGGGGGGACAUAGGAGAAAAAGAAAAGAAGCGGCAGAUCAACUGGUCUAAAAAGGAGGUAUAUUUAAAGGCUAGAGUAUACAGAUGAGUUUUAAGGUGAGACUUAAAUGCUUCUACUGAGGUAGCAUCUCGAACUGUUACCGGGAGGGCAUUCCAGAGUACUGGAGCCCGAACGGAAAACGCUCUAUAGCCCGCAGACUUUUUUUGGGCUCUGGGAAUCACUAAUAAGCCGGAGUCUUUUGAACGCAGAUUUAUUGCCGGGACAUAUGGUACAAUACAAUCGGCAAGAUAGGAUGGAGCUAGACCGUGUAGUAUUUUAUACGUAAGUAGUAAAACCUUAAAGUCACAUCUUAAGUGCACAGGAAGCCAGUGCAGGUGAGCCAGUAUAGGUAUAUAUGUAUGUAUAUAUGUAUAUAAAGGUAUAUACAGUACAGGCGUAAUGUGAUCAAACUUUCUUGUUCUUGUCAAAAGUCUAGCAGCCGCAUUUUGUACCAACUGUAAUCUUUUAAUGCUAGACAUGGGGAGACCCGAAAAUAAUACGUUACAGUAGUCGAGGCGAGACGUAACAAACGCAUGGAUAAUGAUCUCAGCGUCUUUAGUGGACAGAAUGGAGCGAAUUUUAGUGAUAUUACGGAGAUGAAAGAAGGCCGUUUUAGUAACGCUUUUAAUGUGUGACUCAAAGGAGAGAGUUGGGUCAAAGAUAAUACCCAGAUUCUUUACCGAGUCCAUUAAUCCAUCCAUCAUCUUCCGCUUAUCCGAGGUUGGGUCGCGGGGGCAGCAGCCUAAGCAGGGAAACCCAGACUUCCCUCUCCCCAGUCACUUCGUCUAGCUCUUCCCGGGGGAUUCCGAGGCGUUCCCAGGCCAGCCGGGAGACAUAGUCUUCCCAACGUGUCCUGGGUCUUCCCCGUGGCCUCCUACCGGUUGGACGUGCCCUAAACACCUCCCUAGGGAGGCGUUCGGGUGGCAUCCUGACCAGAUGCCCGAACCACCUCAUCUGGCUCCUCUCCAUGUGGAGGAGCAGCGGCUUUACUUUGAGUUCCUCCCGGAUGACAGAGCUUCUCACCCUAUCUCUAAGGGAGAGACCCGCCACACGGCGGAGGAAACUCAUUUGGGCCGCUUGUACCCGUGAUCUUAUCCUUUCGGUCAUGACCCAAAGCUCAUGACCAUAGGUGAGGAUGGGAACGUAGAUCGACCGGUAAAUUGAGAGCUUUGCCUUCCGGCUCAGCUCCUUCUUCACCACAACGGAUCGGUACAACGUCCGCAUUACUGAAGACGCCGCACCGAUCCGCCUGUCGAUCUCACGAUCCACUCUUCCCUCACUCAUGAACAAGACUCCUAGGUACUUGAAGUCCUCCACUUGGGGCAGGGUCUCCUCCCUAACCCGGAGAUGGCACUCCACCCUUUUCCGGGCGAGAACCAUGGACUCGGACUUGGAGGUGCUGAUUCUCAUUCCGGUCGCUUCACACUCGGCUGCGAACCGAUCCAGCGAGAGCUGAAGAUCCCGGUCAGAUGAAGCCAUCAGGACCACAUCAUCUGCAAAAAGCAGAGACCUAAUCCCGUGGCCACCAAACCGGAACCCCUCAACGCCUUGACUGCGCCUAGAAAUUCUGUCCAUAAAAGUUAUGAACAGAAUCGGUGACAAAGGACAGCCUUGGCGGAGUCCAACCCUCACUGGAAAUGUGUUCGACUUACUGCCGGCAAUGCGGACCAAGGUCUGGCACUGAUCAUACAGGGAGCGGACCGCCACAAUAAGACAAUCCGAUACCCCAUACUCUCUGAGCACUCCCCACAGGACUUCCCGAGGGACACGGUCGAAUCCCUUCUCCAAGUCUUUACCGAGUCACCUUGUUUUAUUAUUUGGUUGUCAAAUGUUCAAGUUGUAUUAUUAAAUACCCCCGGGCGACGUGCCAACACCUGAUAAACCCCAAGUUGAGGAUGUGGCAAAGAGAAAGCAAAAUCUUAUUUCCGGUUUUGCUCUGUCAACAUGGUUGCAGAAUAUUCUAUUACUGUUAAGCAAACUAUGAAUAAUAAAACAUGUGUCCUUUAUCAUAGCUACACAUAUGACAAGAAAAGCGGGUGGAAAAGAUCGGUAUUCAGUGAGGUAAGAUGAAUUAAAUGCGCUGACAGUUGAUUGCUCCUCACAAAUUAACUGCCCUGAGUGGAGCGGAUCACCACUCCAAGAUGGCGGCCCCGCGUCUCGCCGGCGCCAGUAGGAAGUAAAGCUCCCUUAGAAGAUGUCUAUGAGUAAAACCCUCUUAGCUUAGCUUAGCUGAACUCUUGUCACUUUCACUUUUGCUUGUAUUGAUGACUUUUUCUACCUUUAUAUUCCCAAACUACUCGUCCACAGCAAACUCCUCCGAGCAUGCGUUGCUUUGUGCACAAUCAGACAUCAGCAAAUUGUCUUGUUGAGACCAACAAUGGACAUUUUGUUGAGUAGACAACUAGUAAACAAUCACACUACGAGUACACUGUUGUGUGCGCUUGUACUUUAUAUGAAAUCAAUCAAGCGGAAACGGUGGCUUGUAAUUAUUCGUCUUUAUUUCGUUAUUUAUUUGUGGGGCGGCAUAGCUCGGUUGGUAGAGUGGCCGUGCCAGCAACUUGAGGGUUGCAGGUUCGAUUCCCGCUUCCGCCAUCCUAGUCACUGCCGUUGUGUCCUUGGGCAAGACACUUUACCCACCUGCUCCCAGUGCCACCCACACUGGUUUAAAUGUAACUUAGAUAUUGGGUGUCACUAUGUAAAGCGCUUUGAGUCACUAGAGAAAAGCGCUAUAUAAAUAUAAUUCACUUUAUUUGCUAACUUCCGCCCUGCGAGUCCGGUGGAUUUAUGGGAAAACAAGGAAUCCAUGUUCAUCUUUGCACUUUUACACUUGACCCGUCCUGUCGGUUUCUUCUUAAACUUUGCUCUAGCGUUCAAGAAAAUCUCAAUUUAAUCGUCAGCAGAAUGUGUAUGCAUCGCGAAUUCUGACACCAUGUUGUAAAACGCUUGUACGUCAUAUGAAAUCAAUAAAGCGGAGAGAGUCGCUUUUGGUUGCUGGUCUUAAUUUGGUCACUUCCGCCCUGCCUCCCAUCCCGUCAGCGAUCCUGUUCUGUCUCCCUGUAAUGUUUGUCUGAUCUUGAAUGGGAUUGUGCUGAAAAUUGUAA
Messenger RNA from Nerophis ophidion (straightnose pipefish), 6430 nucleotides. It is a transcript of the gene septin5b, whose product is annotated as septin 5b. Gene Ontology annotation, molecular function: GTPase activity; molecular adaptor activity; GTP binding. Lineage: Eukaryota; Metazoa; Chordata; Actinopteri; Syngnathiformes; Syngnathidae. The record is from RefSeq and is a predicted model, not a curated record. Gene Ontology annotation, cellular component: septin complex; cell division site; synaptic vesicle. Gene Ontology annotation, biological process: cytoskeleton-dependent cytokinesis; regulation of exocytosis. The transcript has 10 exons. Bases 78 to 1031 code for a protein of 317 amino acids.